AUGGUGAUGUCCCAGGGCACCUACACGUUCCUCACGUGCUUCGCCGGCUUCUGGCUCAUCUGGGGUCUCAUCGUCCUGCUCUGCUGCUUCUGCAGCUUCCUGCGCCGCCGCCUCAAACGGCGCCAGGAGGAGCGACUGAGGGAGCAGAACCUGCGUGCUCUGGAGCUGGAGCCCCUCGAGCUUGAGGGCAGCCUGGCUGGAAGUCCUCCCGGCCUGGCGCCGCCGCCACCACCGCACCGCAGCCGUCUGGAGGCGCCUGUGCACGCGCACUCGCACGUGCACGUGCACCCGCUGCUGCACCACGGGCCCGCGCAGCCGCACGCGCACCCGCACCCACACCAUCACGCACUGCCGCACCCACCGCCACCGCACCUCUCCGUGCCGCCUCGGCCCUGGAGCUACCCGCGCCAAGCGGAAUCGGACAUGUCUAAGCCGCCGUGCUACGAGGAGGCGGUGCUGAUGGCCGAGCCGCCGCCGCCCUACAGCGAGGUGCUCACGGACACUCGCGGGCUCUACCGCAAGAUCGUCACGCCCUUUCUGAGCCGCCGCGACAGCGCGGAGAAGCAGGAGCAGCCGCCUCCGAGUUACAAGCCUCUCUUCCUGGACCGGGGCUAUACUUCGGCGCUGCAUCUUCCCAGUGCCCCGCGACCCGCCGCCCCCUGCCCUGCCCUCUGUCUGCAGUCUGACCGCAGCCGCCGGGUCUUCCCCAGCUGGACCGACUCAGAGCUCAGCAGCCGCGAGCCCCUAGAGCACGGAGCUUGGCGUCUGCCCGUCUCCAUCCCCUUGUUCGGGAGGACUACAGCCGUAUAGAGGGGCGCCCGGCGUCCCGAGCCCCACAGGCGAACUCCUAGCCUGACUGCGAGGCUUUUUAAAUGCUUCCCUUGGACUGCAGGGAGGGGUGGGGGGAGGGUGGGAUUUCUUACCCUGUUUGUUACAUUUUGAGGAUAAUAAAGGUGUGUGAUCUGCUUUGGUACA
Myodes glareolus (Bank vole) is the source of this 975-nucleotide messenger RNA. It is a transcript of the gene Prr7, whose product is annotated as proline rich 7, synaptic. The record is from RefSeq and is a predicted model, not a curated record. NCBI's taxonomy places the organism in Eukaryota, Metazoa, Chordata, Mammalia, Rodentia, Cricetidae.